AUGAGUGUGCGUCAAGCACUGGAAUUUGAUCAAGAAAAUGGGAACAACAAGUGGCAAGAAGCAAUGAAGAAAGAGAUUGCACAACUUGUUGCACUGAAUUGUUUUACCUUUCAUGCCUCCAACUACAUACCUGAUGCUGAUUCUCAAGAAGCAAAAUUUGGAUACCUCAAAAAGUACAAAACAAAGCAGCUCAUCAUCGAUUCAAAACCUAUGAAAAUUGACCCCGCGAUGUUCAAUCCUGAAGAUCCAGAUGCAUCUUUUGAUCCUGAUUUUUUGAAUGAAUAUCCUGAUGCGGGAGAGGAACGUGAUCCCCAAGAGCCAGCAGCAUUUGGUACUGAAUUAGAGACAUCCAUACUAUUUGACGCUAAUCAUGGCCACAACAAAAGAACUCGCCAUUCAAUCUCUGGCAUAUUGGUUUACAUCGGAUCUACACUGGUAUUAUGGUCCGCAGAACGUCAGGGCUUCAUCGCCACCAGCACAUAUUCCGCUGAGUUCAUGGCUAUGCGCACUGGCGUAGAGGAGGCCAUAUCGAUUCGCUACAUGCUACGUUCAUUGGGUGUUCCAGUCACCAAACCAACCCACAUGUUCGGUGACAAUAUGUCUGUCAUCAAAACAGCCAGCUUAGUGAAUUCGGAAUUGAAGAAGAAGCACAUUGCGAUUUCUUACCACAUGGUCAGAGAGGCAGUGGCAGGCAGAGUCGUUUGCCUCAUUUGGUGCAAUACCCACGAAAAUUGGGCAGACAUUUGUACAAAAUCAUUGGGAGGCAACGCAUUCCACGCAAUCCUCGAUAAAAAUAUGCUUUGA
This is a messenger RNA of Cylindrotheca closterium, 804 nucleotides long. The record is from the annotation of a GenBank genome assembly. NCBI's taxonomy places the organism in Eukaryota, Bacillariophyta, Bacillariophyceae, Bacillariales, Bacillariaceae.